This is a messenger RNA of Oryzias melastigma (Indian medaka), 1276 nucleotides long. RefSeq names its product WW domain-binding protein 4. The record is from RefSeq and is a predicted model, not a curated record. NCBI's taxonomy places the organism in Eukaryota, Metazoa, Chordata, Actinopteri, Beloniformes, Adrianichthyidae. Gene Ontology annotation, cellular component: nucleus; precatalytic spliceosome. Gene Ontology annotation, molecular function: protein binding; RNA binding; zinc ion binding. Gene Ontology annotation, biological process: mRNA splicing, via spliceosome.
GAGUGAUUUUUGAGGCCGCGACAGUUGAUGACGUAAUCAUCAAUGGCCCGUGUUUUCUAGUGCUAAGAGCUAAAAGCAAGCUGUUUAUAUUUUUGGAGCGUUUUUCUUUUUUUAAAAAUUGUUUCAUUUUGACUACAUGCUGUAAAAUGGCUGACUACUGGAAGUCACAACCAAGGAAAUUCUGCCAGUAUUGUAAAUGCUGGAUUGCCGACAAUAAGCCCAGCAUCGAGUUCCACGAAAGAGGAAAGAAUCACAAAGAAAAUGUGGCUGCAAAAAUAUCAGAGAUCAAAAAGAAGAGCAUCGAAAAGGCAAAGCAGGAGAAGCGCAUGUGCAAACAGUUUGCAGCCAUGGAGGAAGAGAAAAACUGAACCUGAGCCUACGGAAAAAGAGGAUAAAAUCGGUGAUGAUGCUCCUAAGGAGGAAAACAAGGAGGUCAAACAAGAGGAAGAGGUCAAAGCCACAGCGGCCGAACCUGAGAAAGUAGAAGAGAAGGCGACGCCGGCACCUACGCAGCCCAAAAGACGAAGAGCUGCCAAUCCGUAUGGCGCCUGGGAAAAAAUCAAGCAAGAAAAGGACCCAUAUGCAAACGUAGACCUACAGUUGCCGCAGGUGGAGGGGAGCACGGCCAGCGCUCCAGCCGAACUCCCCCCUGAGCCCAAGCCGAAGUUCAAGGAGCGCAUCAUCACUUCGCUCGGGGAGGAAGGCGGACCCGCUUCAUUCAGGAAACCCAAAUCUCAGAACGGCAAAUCCAGGAGCCUCCGACAGAGAGACGACGACGACUAAAAGCUUCAAACUGAGACUUUAUACACAAAUAAACCAAUCUUUUUUAUGUUGAUUUGUUUAAUUCAAAUAUUUAUUUGUGAAACCUAAAUUUUAAACCCUGUUUACCCAGCAACAAUUACAUUAAGAUCAAUUAUUUGAACCAUUUUUUAAUAUUUUUCUAUACUGAAUCCACCCAAUUAAUUAGGAGCUUCAUAUUUUUCAAUUUUAGUUACAGGAAGUCCUUUAAUAAUAAAGUGGAGUACACACGUUUUCUUUAUUUCAGAUGUAUAUAUUUUUGACAGUUUUAGCCACAUCUUUCUGCAAUGUUUGUCAACUAAUAUGAAUCAUUUUAGUGAAUAAACAGUGCUUCUAGUGAUGGGAAAAAUGUUUUUUAAUGUUUGAAACUAGAACCCCCUAUGCGACUCUGUAUCAGGGUUGGCACAGGCAUGUAGGGCGUGACGUACAUUUGAGUAAAGGGCUGUAUGAAACUGAUUAAAAAACUUUAUUGGCUUUU